Manis javanica (Malayan pangolin) is the source of this 2263-nucleotide messenger RNA. The record is from RefSeq and is a predicted model, not a curated record. Lineage: Eukaryota; Metazoa; Chordata; Mammalia; Pholidota; Manidae.
ACUGCAAGGGAGACAACGUGACUAAAUUAGAAAAUGAUCACCAAAGAACAGUACUGAUUUAGAAGAAAGCAACAUUUUCAAUCACCAAUAUCUCAUAUCCCAUAACUGGAUAUCUACAACAUGCUUCAGUGGAGGAGAAGACACUGCUGCUUUGCAAAAAUGAGCUGGAAUGCCAAGAGGUCUCUGUUCCGCACCCAUCUUAUUGGUGUGCUCUCUCUAGUGUUUCUUUUUGCUAUGUUCUUGUUUUUCAACCAUCAUGACUGGCUGCCGGGCAGAGCUGCAUUCAAAGACAAUCCUGUGACAUACACAUUCCGAGGAUUUCAUUCUACAAAAAGUGAGACAAACCACAGUUCUCUUCGGAACAUUUGGAAAGAAACAGUCCCUCAAACUCUGAGGCCUCAAACAGCAACGAACUCCAAUAAUACAGACCUGUCACCACAAGGAGUUACAGGGCUAGAGAAUACACUUAGUGCCAAUGGAAGUAUUUACAGUGAAAAAGGAACCAGAUACCCAAAUUCUUACCAUUUCAAAUAUAUUGUCAACGAACCUGAAAAAUGUCAGGAGAAGAGCCCUUUUCUAAUACUACUAAUAGCUGCAGAACCUGGACAAAUAGAAGCUAGAAGAGCUAUUCGGCAAACGUGGGGCAAUGAAAGUCUAGCACCUGGUAUCCAAAUCACACGAAUUUUUUUGUUGGGUGUAAGUAUUAAGUUAAAUGGCUACCUUCAACGUGCAAUACUGGAAGAAAGCAGACAAUAUCAUGAUAUUAUUCAACAGGAAUACUUAGAUACAUAUUAUAAUUUGACCAUUAAAACACUAAUGGGCAUGAACUGGGUUGCAACAUACUGUCCACAUAUUCCAUAUGUUAUGAAAACUGACAGUGACAUGUUUGUCAAUACUGAAUAUUUAAUACAUAAGUUACUGAAGCCAGACCUGCCUCCCAGACAUAACUAUUUCACUGGUUACCUAAUGAGAGGAUAUGCACCAAAUCGAAACAAAGAUAGCAAAUGGUACAUGCCACAAGACCUCUACCCAAGUGAGCGCUACCCUGUCUUCUGUUCUGGGACUGGUUAUGUUUUUUCAGGAGAUCUGGCAGAGAAGAUAUUUAAAGUUUCUUUAAGUAUCCGUCGUUUGCACUUGGAAGAUGUGUAUGUAGGGAUCUGUCUUGCCAAGUUGAGAAUUGAUCCUGUGCCCCCUCCCAAUGAGUUUGUGUUCAAUCACUGGAGAGUUUCUUAUUCAAGCUGUAAAUACAGCCACCUAAUUACCUCUCAUCAGUUCCAGCCUAGUGAGCUGAUAAAAUACUGGAACCAUUUACAACAAAAUAAGCACAACGCUUGUGCCAAUGCAGCAAAAGAAAAGGCAGGCAGGUAUCGUCACCGUAAACUACACUAGAAAAGACAGCCUUUUCUUUUUUUAAUGUGCAAUCUGUAAAAUAUUGCUAAAAGCAUGUAUAGUUAAAAUUGAUUACAUCCAUAGGACAAGUUUUAGUUAAAACUCACCACAUAAAAGAAUUCAAAAGAUAUAUUUUUAAUUUCUGAAGAAGGUAAUUCUUAAAACUACAACAUAUAUAACAAAAAGAUAUCCUAAAAGAGUCUAUUUAAAAAAACUGUUUAAAGGGAUUCUGUGUAUUACAUGCAAAAAUAAGCAUGCAUACAUCAAUGGUUCAAGUCUUAUGCUAGGAGGCCAGUAAGAUGUAUUUGCAUAUUACUUUUCAUGUACAUUUUAAUUUAAGAAAUGGAGAGAGUAAAAAGAACCUUGAUUUUAGAUGCAGUUUUUCAUUUCAUUAUAUAAUUAAAUGUAAAUAAAACAUUACUGUCAAUUUUAAGGAACCUUUGUAAUUGUGCAAGGACAAAUUCCGACCUGAUUAUUUUAGAGUUCUUAAAACUGUAUUCAUGCAAUAAGAUUUAGUUGAGGUAUCCCAAAAACACAUUUAUAAAAUUCAAAGGUUUCAUCAAUGCAGUUCUCACUGAAGUAUUUUUUUUGGUAUCGUUAAUAUACAAUCACUUGAGCAACAUUGUGUUUACUAGACUCCCCCUAUUAUCAAGUCCCCAGCACAUACCCCACUACAGUCACUGCCCAUCAGCAUAGGAAGAUGCUAUAGAGUCACCACCACUACUUGUUGAAGUACUUACUUUUUAAAAACAAUCGAGAUACUAAUUUUCUUUUAGUACAUAUACGGGGGAACUAUUUUGACAAGAUGUGAUAAAAUGUGAAAAAUCGAUGUCUCUCAGGCUUAAGUUUUUAUUUAAAAAAAAAAAGUAAAUGU